Molecule: messenger RNA, 1554 nt
Organism: Adineta steineri
Lineage: Eukaryota; Metazoa; Rotifera; Eurotatoria; Adinetida; Adinetidae
Source: the annotation of a GenBank genome assembly
AUGACGUCUCUUUUAAUACCAACAAUACAAGCAAUACUAUUUAUUGGAUGGGGUAUUGCAUUGAUUAAUUUGAUACUUCUGUCAGCAUUUACAUUUUUUCUUUUCAAUCUUUGUUUAACUACAUUUAUGAUUUGGUUCCUUAUAACGAUAUUUGCAUGGAUACUUACAAUAAUUCCUAUCUUAAAAUUUGUAUUUAUCCCAUGGAAUCGUAAACGAAGUCAUGCAUGGACAACAAAUGAACGACAAUGCCGUUUAAGUGUAGCAUUUUUUCAUCCAUAUUGUAAUGAUGGCGGUGGUGGUGAACGUGUUCUAUGGACAGCAAUUGAAUCCAUUCUUAAAAAACAUAAAAAUGAUGUUCAAAUAAUUAUUUAUACUGGAGAUACAGAUGCAACACCAGACGAAAUUCUUCAUCGUGUUAAACAACGUUUUGAUAUGAAUAUGCAAAUUUAUAAACCAUCAAUAAGAUUUAUUUAUCUUCGAAGUCGUUUCUUUGUUGAAGCAAAAUAUUAUAAAAUGUUCACUUUAUUAGGACAAAGUAUUGGUUCAAUGAUAUUAGGUUUAGAAGCAUUAAUACGUUUUACACCUGAUAUUUAUAUUGAUUCAAUGGGUUAUGCAUUUACCUAUCCAAUAUUCCGUUAUUUAGCAUCAGUACCAGUACUUGCUUAUGUUCAUUAUCCAACCAUAAGUACUGAUAUGCUUGAUCAAGUAAGAGAACGACGACCAACAUAUAAUAAUCGUGGAUUAAUAGCUAAUAAUUCAAGUAUUAGUCAAAUAAAAUUAAUUUAUUAUCGACUAUUUGCAUAUAUAUAUGGUUGGUGUGGUAGAUGUGCUCAAACGGCUUAUUGUAAUUCAUCAUGGACACAAGGACAUAUUGCACGUAUUUGGCGAUUACCAGCACGUUCAAUUCAUCUUAUUUAUCCACCAUGUGAUGUUAAACAAUUUUUAUUAAUGCCACUCGUUAAGGAUGAUGAACAAAUGCUUAAAACAAUUGUAUCUAUUGGACAAUUUCGACCAGAAAAAGAUCAUGAAUUACAAAUUCGAUCAUUUCAUGAACUUUUACAAAGAAUUCCUGAACAUCGUCAAAAAUUACGAUUAAUAUUAAUUGGUAGUGUAAGACAUGAAGAAGAUAGAGAACGUGUUGAACAAUUACGAACACUUGUUGAAAAUUUAAACAUGACUGAAGAAGUUGAAUUUAAAUUAAAUAUUAAUUUUACAGAAUUAAAAAAUCAUUUAAAUAAAGCAAUGAUUGGAUUACAUACAAUGUGGAAUGAACAUUUUGGAAUUGGUAUUGUUGAAAUGAUGGCUGCUGGCUCAAUUGUUCUUGCUCAUAAAUCUGGUGGUCCAAAAAUGGAUAUUGUUGAUGAAGGACAAACAGGUUUUCUCGCAGUUGACAUCGAUUCAUAUGCAACAAUGAUGCGUCAAAUAUUAGAAAUGAAAUCAGAUGAACGAGAACAAAUACGUAUACGUGCACGUGAAAGUACCGAUCGUUUUAGUGUUAUCAAUUUUGAGAAGCACUUCAUGGACCCGCUAGAUAAAAUUUUACGUAGUGAAUAA